AUGGCGUGUCCUUUCAUAGAUGAGGUGGUGGAUGAGGGAGCUAUAGUCUUGCGGAGGGCAUUUCAAAGAGAACGUACUUUCAGAGACAGGUCAGACCCGUUGGCUUUUUCUGACUACUACCUGCAUGAGCAGUAUAGAUUCUCGAGGGAAGGGAUAGCAUAUAUUUGUAGAUUACUGAGCCCACACGUCGCAAAUAGCACACAGCGCAAUAAAGCUCACAGUCCCACAGACUGCAUUGCACUUCGCUUUUUUGCCAGCGGAACAUUUUUGUACACAGUUGGAGAUGCAGAGAAUAUCAGCAAAGCAUCGGUUUGCCGCUCUGUACGAAUUGUGUACCAGUCUUUCAAAAAAAUACUUAAUGUGUUCAUCACCUUCCCUGGCCACAGAGCGAUUCACAGUAUUAAACAGGCCUUUUAUGGAAUCGCUGCUUUCCCAAAUGUUAUCGGAGCUCUGGACUGCACCCACGUGCGCAUAAAGCGCCCGUCUGGUCCGCAUGAAGCAGACUUCAUUAAUAGGACAUCAUUACACAGCAUCAAUGUACAGAUGAUUUGUGAUGCAGAUUGCAUCAUCACAAAUGUAGAGGCAAAAUGGCCUGGCUCAGUGCAUGAUUCCAGAAUCUUUCGGGUCUCUUCUCUUUCCCACCAACUGGCACAAGGUCAAUUCUCAGGAGUCUUGCUGGAGACAAGGGAUAUGCAUGCCUGCCUUAUCUCUUGA
Messenger RNA from Xyrauchen texanus (razorback sucker), 714 nucleotides. Its product is annotated as putative nuclease HARBI1. NCBI's taxonomy places the organism in Eukaryota, Metazoa, Chordata, Actinopteri, Cypriniformes, Catostomidae. The coding region runs from base 1 to 714 and encodes 237 amino acids. The transcript is spliced from 4 exons. The record is from RefSeq and is a predicted model, not a curated record.